UGCACGCAUGGGUAGGGGGGGUUCCCUCCCUUCCCAUCCGGGCUGCCCGUGGCCUCCUCAUCGCGACGGGCAUCUCUAAUACUUUGUCAAACCCUCUUGAUCCCCGUUUCCCUCUCUCUAACGUUCCCCCGAAGAAACAACCCGGCGUUACGUCAGAAAGUGCAGGGCAAGCAAGAGAGCGUCUUAGGAGCUAUUCGUAGGCAUUGCUGCCAAACCCGGCUCCGGGCUGUUCAUGAGCUCACUGCAGCCAAAGCAAUUCACAAAUCCAACUCUUUUUAAACAGCGUCAGUCCGUGGUCUCUGUUGCUGGCACAAUUGCGCAAAAAAACAAACAGGAGAGUAAACGCUUGUAAAGAUAGAGAGAAGUCUGGCUUACACUGCAGCCUCACUGACAGCACCUUUACAUGAUGAGGCAACAGAGAUUUUUGUCGUUCAGAGGUUUCUGCAGCUUUUUUCGUGUCUGAGUCUUUGUUGGUCUCAAAAAACAACAUGCCCCACGCUCGAAAUAGGAACCCCAGCCCCAUCCCCGAGGUAACAUGGGACACGGGACUGAAGGAGAUGAACGAGACCUGGAAAGGAGCGAUUGCCUGUCUCGGGGUGGCCGUCUUCUUUGUAAUGACCAUUGGGAUCAUAUACUGGCAAGUGGUGGACCAGCCCAACAAGAACUGGAUCCUCAGGGGGACUUUUAGCGGUCUGAUCUGGGAGAGAAGGACCCACUCGCUGGUCAUCCAGACUCUGGCGGAGGACAAGACGUACGUGGAGAUAGACGUGGGGAACGUGGGGAACCCGGACAUCGAGGUUCCCUUCGUGAGGAACCUGUGCUGGCUCAACAAGACCGAGUUCUGCUACACGUGGGACUCGGUGGCCGAGGUGAAGAUCUCGCUGGAGGCGAAUGAGGAUGCGGAGACGGAGUGCUACAGCAUGACCUGGGCGCCGGUGCACUGUGAUGUGGAGCUGAAGGACUGUUUCUCCAUGGCCAACGUGUCCUGGUAUGGGGGUGCCAGUGUUCGGGGUCAAACCUGGCCCAUAAAUGAUCAAAAUGCAACAAUGCAGCCCUUCAUCGUCAGUGAUCUUAAGGACACUCCCGCUGGGUUUGGCUCUGCCCUGGAACGCUACUUCCUGGGUUCAUCAGGUGUUGCGGUGCUUGUAUCUCCUGAUAUCCCCCUGCAGCUCGGGGUGGACAGCAGACAGCAGUUCUGCCUGCAGUCCCUGCCUAGUAUGGAGCGUCUCCCUCUGCAGUAUACUGUGUGUGUGGCCCACAAUGUGAAGGCGGCUCACCAGGAGGCGGUGCGACAGCUCUCUGAGCACAGCAGGGAGCUGCCCAACAUGAAAGCACUGUGGCUGCCGUUCUGGAAGCUGCUCGCUAAUGUCGAUUCAGGGCCGAAGGUGGAGAGGGAACUGAGAACCUUCUCAAAUCGUCUGAAGAGACACCAGCUGGGGGAGGGAGUCAUCAGCCUCAAUGAACAUUCCACCACCCUCCUCUCCGAUAUGGACCAUGACUACCUCAUCAGCAGAAAAAGGGGGAUGUCCAAGAGACUGACCAGGGACCUCCCACUUGUCAAGCUUCUCAACAUUUCCAUCACCCUGUCCCCUUUCCUGGGUGUGGACACCACACAGUUCCACACCUCGCUAGUUGAUGGCACAGAGGCCUUCUGGCUCAGUCUCCCUUCAGCCCCACAGGGACAGCUGAUCCCUGUGAUGAGCCAGUGGCAGGGGAAGUUCUGCGUAAAGCUGAACAUCACAAACCCAAGAGCAGUCAGCUGGUUCCUGGACAGGGUGGGAUCCCUGCAGGCCCACUUAGGAAUGGAGUACAUCAUGCUGGAGGGGGGGGAGAGGAAUCUGUUUGAGGAGCAGGCCCUGCGACCACCACAGACUCUGGGUGGAGACAAGUACAUUGAACUUCUAGCUGACCUGGCCAGCAGAAUAGGAGACUCCACCAUCAUGACAGCAGGGACACGGUCGAGCCACCGGCCGCUGUUUGUGAAGAUGGCCCCCCUGCAGUCUGACUGGGGCUGGAUGGGGCUGAGGGCCAUCAUUCCCUCCCUGCUGCACCACACACUGCUGGGAUACAACUUUCUCAUUCCCGAUGCAGUAGGAGGCUCUCUGUCCGGAAACCUGGUCACGGAUGAGGAGUUGUUCAUCCGCUGGCUGGAGAUUGUGGCCUUCCUACCAGUUAUGAGCUUCCACACACCACCCUGGGCCUGCGGAGAAGAUGAGGUGCUAAAUCUAACUCGGACCUACAUAGCCAAACACCAGAGAGAGGUGGUCCCUCUGAUGGGGAAGUAUGCCGACGAGUGGCAGAUGACAGGAAACCCCAUCUACCGGCCAAUGUGGUGGCUCAGUCCUGAGGAUCCCAUGACUUUCACCAUUGAUGACCAGUUCCUGAUUGGAGACGAGGUCUUGGUAGCGCCAGUAGUGGAGAAGGGGGCAGUUCAGAGGGACGUUUACUUACCAGACGGGGGCUUCCAGUGGCAGGACAGCCGGAAUGGGCAGGUGUUCGACGGGGGGACGUUUCUGCAGGACUACCCUGUCCCCCUGGAGGAAGUGGCUGUUUUUUUACGAAGGAGCUGAGUGAUCCGACUCGUCCACUGAGUCUCCUGGCUUAACCUGUUACUUUUUAAAUCAAAUUCUUUUUUUUCUUUUUUUUUUUUUAAUACUCGUGCUGUUCCCAACUUGCACUUUUCCACUACAGACCAUUGACCUUUUCUCAAGCUCUGACUUGAAGCGACAUGUAGAAAGAUUUUUUUUUUAUACUUGCACUUUACAGUUAAAAACUGUUUAUAUUUCGUUUCCUUUGUGACAGUUUGUUUCUUCCUUUUGUUAAAUGUUAAUCAGUUUUACCUCUUACCCGAUUUUUUUUUUCUGGACUUUUAAAAAAAAAUCCAUUCAGCCAUUUUUUUCUUCUUUUUUCUUUGUGUGCGUGUGUAUAGUUUCGCAGAAAUCUGUGUGUUUACAUACGGCCUUUCUACAGUCUUUCAAUUUUUAGUUUGCUGCUGGCUCUCUUCACAAGGAGGAACAAAGUAAGCCUCACUGUUGGCUUAAAAGAAUCUGAAUCUCUCAAGAAGACCAAAUGAAGAAAUGGAAAAACAAAGGAAGACAUUUGAAAGGGUUCUUUUUUUUAUCAAGGAAAAUGCUUACCAGGAGGAAGUUAGGUCACUGAAAGCUGCAAACAGUUCAGACGCACCAUGGCACCACAUGUUUUGCUCACUCGUUGGAAAGGCUUUUACUUGAACCUAUAAGACUGAGGGGCUGAUGUUUUAUGAAUGUACCUCAAGUCACAGAUUUUCACUGCUUUACAGUCAUUACACACGGCGACCUAUCGCCCCUUAGUAUGUAUUCCUACAAUAGUUUAAAUCAGUUCAUAAACGUACCACUGUGUUGGACACAUCUGAAUGUCCCUUAGUACUGUAAUCAAGAGGAACUUGAGGCCAUGUCACUGUAGUUGUGAUUUUGCAUAUAUUUGAGUAUAGCUCAGUUUUACCUUAUUAUUUACCUGCUGUAGCAAGGGAUUCUAAAUUGGUGGCUUUUUUUCACUUGCUAAUUGAUGUUGUAUUCAAAUGAUAUUUCAAGGGAGCCAGUUUAAGUUUUAAAGAAAGCCUUGAAGACGACACCUUUAGGUUGAACGGACAUUUCAAAGUAAUAGCUUGACAUAUGGAGAAAUAUGUCCUUUCUCUUAAUUUUUUUGCAACUGAUAUUACUCACAUGCCUGCUUUGUAAGGAUGACGCUGCCACAUGCAGCUUAAUCAAGUGUAAAGACCACAGCCGACUUAGUCCAAAGUUCUCACAACAUGUGCUUAUAAAACAGUCGCAUCGCUUUAGUUGAAUCCACGACGUCUCAAAAAGUGUUUUUGCAGCAUGCAGUUGUUCACCUUCCUUUAGUUUCUGUGUAAAUGCAUAGCUAACCAUCUGUUUAUGCAAUAUUACCCUUUCAACUACCAUGUGGUGUACAAUUAACCAUGUAUUUUAUUUUGUUCCUUCCAAACCAAGACUUAUACUGUAAUGGCUGAAUAUGUUGGACAUGGGUUUUUAUUAAUGAACAAAUGCCACAGUUGCUGCCGUCAGCUGUCGGAGCUGCUAAGGGGCCCCGUGCCUGGUGAUUGAGCUGAGCCAUCACACUGGCUGACAUUCGUCCCAAUGAGCUUCUACAGCACAGGCCAUAAGCUGUGACUGAGAUAAAAAAAUAUAUAUGUAUAAUCAAUCAAUUCAAAGGCAAAUACAUGGUCUGCAUCUUAGAGUUUGAGUCAUUACUAAAAAGAUGCUAAAUUUGUCCAAAGGAGCAAUAAAAGUUGCUAGGGUAAUUAAAAAGUCAGUCAAUUGCAUACCAGAAUUUGUAAGAAAAGGUAUUGUUUGUAGAAAGCUCUCAUUUUUCUCUUAAAGCCCCGUCGCAAUUUCCAAAUAAAUGAAUAAGCCUGUUAUCCCUAAUCUACCAAAACAUUUAGGCGCACUGCCCUGAGUGUGAGAGAGCAGAUGGUUUAGCUUUUGGAUGUACUGUAUGCUGGAUUAACUAUGUGUUGUUCGCAAUAUGGACUGGUGUAAACAGAAAAGAAAAUACCUUUUUUAACCAAGGGAGAGUUGUUUUGGUUCUCAUUUGUAGACGAAAUCUUGAACUUUUCACAAAAGAGAUUUUUGUUUUGAAUCCAAAUAUUGGUCCUAAGUGAGUGUUAAACCGGUCCUGCAGCCAAAAAUUGAUGAGUUUGCCAGAACUAAACCAGUUCAUUUAUGAUUUACCAGGCAGCAGGAGGCUCAGCUUCCACCAGCCUUUCACUUUAGUGUUUUUCCCCUCAUGCGUUGACCUGUUCUUUUGAAUGUCCACUUUGACAUCCACCAGUUUCUUCUGUUUAAUACUUAUAAGAUGUUUGAUCUAUGACUUAAAAAAAAGGUUCCGUUUAAUUGAAUUCUAAUUCUGCCCAUGGAGAAAUUUAUUCUUUUCAGCCAUGAUUUAUCAGUUUAUUUGUGGAAAGUUAAUCACACCGUUCUCUGUUAGUGUUUUUCUUCAUUGACUUUGUUCUUCGCAGCACAAUCUUAACUGGCCGCCAGCAACGAUAGACACUCAUAUCUUAUUUAGUCAAACCAAAAUGAAAAGACCUAACGCGUUUACUUUAUCAACUCAAACACUCAGGUCUAAUGAAGCUUAUCGCAUCACCAAAUGUCUUAGAGCAACACGGUAUGUUGUAAACACACCAACGUCUUAAUCUCUCACAGCUCAGAAUGUACGAUGGACAAACUGUGAUUUCCCGCAGCCCAUCUUUUGACGGGCUUUUUCUCGUUACCAUGAUAACGCUUUUUUUUGCUUUUGGAAUGCUGUGCCAUGCUCGCAUAUAUGCUGCAGGAAAAAGCUCUGAUAGGUUUUUCCUCCCCUUCUGUCUACGAAGACCCUGAUGCCUUACUAUAAUGCCACUCUUAAAUCUGGACAAAGACGAGUGUCUGGAUUAUUGCAGUAUCAGCAAUGAAAAUAUUACGAUGACUGUGCCAUUACAAAUGUUUUUAUCUUCUGUAAAUCAGAGAACGUAGAAUGACAAAAGUUGCAAUAAAGUUUACAUUUUCUUACUUCA
This is a messenger RNA of Menidia menidia (Atlantic silverside), 5551 nucleotides long. Lineage: Eukaryota; Metazoa; Chordata; Actinopteri; Atheriniformes; Atherinopsidae. The record is from the annotation of a GenBank genome assembly.